Lytechinus pictus (painted urchin) is the source of this 774-nucleotide messenger RNA. RefSeq names its product angiotensin-converting enzyme 2-like. The record is from RefSeq and is a predicted model, not a curated record. Bases 1 to 774 code for a protein of 257 amino acids. Gene Ontology annotation, molecular function: metallopeptidase activity; peptidyl-dipeptidase activity. NCBI's taxonomy places the organism in Eukaryota, Metazoa, Echinodermata, Echinoidea, Temnopleuroida, Toxopneustidae. Gene Ontology annotation, biological process: proteolysis. The transcript is spliced from 4 exons. Gene Ontology annotation, cellular component: plasma membrane.
AUGGCAGCUCGAAAGAUCUCAAAUGUUGAGAGUAUCCCAACAUUUGGUUUACUUCUUCUUUGCCUACUUCAUCUGACUAGUGGAAAUAUCCAGGAUGUCCAAGAGUAUCUCCCUCCAUCGUUAGAGACAGCAAGGCAAUUUCUUCAGGAUUACAACAAUGCAUAUCCUCGAGUGAAAGAAACAUCCGCCUCAGCCAGCUGGAACUAUCAGAGGAAUAUGACUGCGGAAAACCUGAAAAUUAGCACACAAGAGACCCUCAAGGCGAGCGCAUUCGAAAAGAGAUCUGCUAAAUAUGUCCGAGUAUUUGACAGUGUGGUUGAUACCUUCCCAUCUGAUAUUAGACGUGAGCUCAAAUUCGUACGGAACAUCGGGGUGUCUGCAUUAAAUAAUGAUACAGUUGCAGAGUUUUACAAGGUACAAGGUCAAAUGCAAAGGAACUAUGCUUCCGCCAGGGUUUGCCGUCCAAACAACUUGUCUGAUUGCCUUCGAUUUGACCCGGGUCUUAAAGAUAUCAUGGCUGACUCGACAGAUUGGGAUGAGAGACUCUGGGCAUGGAAAGGUUUCAGGGAUGAGGUAGGAUUACCGAACAAACCUCUCUUCGCUCGAUAUGUGGAUCUAGCCAACGAGGGUUCCCGGGCUAACGGUAACGAAAUAAUCAUACAGAUAAACAAUAUUAAACAAACAAAAGAAAUAAGGCUAAAAUACAUCUCCCGAAUAUUUACGAUACAAGCCAGUAAAUCAAUGCAGUCCAAAUGCGAAAGUUUGACAUAUUAA